Molecule: messenger RNA, 2619 nt
Organism: Juglans regia (Persian walnut)
Lineage: Eukaryota; Viridiplantae; Streptophyta; Magnoliopsida; Fagales; Juglandaceae
Product: translation factor GUF1 homolog, mitochondrial
Exons: 11
Coding region: 73-2112 (679 amino acids)
Biological process (GO): positive regulation of translation
Cellular component (GO): mitochondrion
Molecular function (GO): GTP binding; GTPase activity; mitochondrial ribosome binding
Source: RefSeq, a predicted model, not a curated record
CUGAGUUUAGCUUUGUCGCCAGGAGAGGAGGGAGCGCUCGUUUCUCUUCCAGAGCUCCUAAACCCCCUCAAGAUGGUUUCUCUGAGCAGAGCUUCAAAGACCCUAACGCCACUCAAAUACCUAUCUCUGGCACAUACUCCCUCUAAAUAUGGCCCAUUUUCAUCGAUAUUCAAAGACAACCCGUUAUGCACCAGACUAAAUAACAAGCAUUUUGGUUUGAGCCAUGGAUUCACCUCUCAAUCUCGCCAAAAUAGCGAAGAGAAUGCCAUAGAUUUGAGCCAGUACCCUUCCGAGAGGAUCAGAAACUUUUCCAUUAUCGCGCACGUUGACCACGGCAAGUCUACGCUCGCUGACCGGCUUUUGGAGCUCACUGGGACCAUUAAGAGGGGCCAUGGUCAGCCUCAGUACCUCGACAAGUUGCAGGUAGAGAGAGAACGGGGAAUUACGGUAAAAGCUCAGACAGCAACCAUGUUUUACAAUCACAAUUUUCAUGGUACCAACGCAAGUGAUAUGCAAGACCAAGCAAGUUUUCUACUAAAUCUGAUAGACACACCAGGUCAUGUGGAUUUCAGCUAUGAAGUAUCAAGAUCCCUAGCAGCUUGCCAGGGUGUUCUUUUGGUUGUUGAUGCUGCGCAAGGUGUUCAAGCGCAAACUGUUGCUAACUUUUAUCUUGCCUUUGAAUCCAACCUGACAAUAAUACCUGUCAUAAAUAAGAUUGACCAGCCAACUGCCGAUCCUGAACGGGUUAAAGCUCAGCUGAAAUCAAUGUUUGAUCUUGACCCUAUAGAUGCUCUUUUAACAUCUGCUAAAACGGGGCAGGGUCUGGAGCAAGUCCUUCCAGCAGUUAUAGAGCGCAUUCCUCCUCCUCCUGGGAAGAGUACUUCACCUUUGCGUAUGCUUUUAUUGGAUUCGUAUUAUGAUGAAUACAAAGGAGUAAUAUGCCAUGUUGCAGUUGUUGAUGGUAUGCUGCAUAAGGGGGAUAAGAUUUCAUCUGUAGCAACUGGCCAAGCUUAUGAAGUUUUGGAUGUUGGGAUCAUGCAUCCUGAACUCACCCCCACUGGAGUCCUUCAUACUGGACAAGUGGGAUAUGUUGUGAGUGGAAUGCGUUCAACCAAAGAGGCUCGUGUUGGAGACACUCUUUAUUAUAGUCGAAGCAUUGUAGAGCCACUUGCAGGAUUCAAGCCUGCAAAACAUAUGGUCUUCUCUGGUCUUUAUCCGGCUGAUGGAUCUGAUUUUGAAGCGCUCAAUCAUGCAAUAGAGAGACUGACAUGCAAUGAUGCUAGCGUCUCCAUUUCCAAAGAGAGUAGCACUGCACUAGGUCUGGGUUUUAGGUGUGGUUUCUUAGGCUUACUUCACAUGGAUGUUUUCCAUCAGCGGCUUGAACAGGAGUAUGGAGCUCAUGUUAUUUCUACUGUUCCAACUGUUCCUUAUAUUUUUGAGUUUUCUGAUGAAAGCAAGGUUGAAGUACAGAAUCCUGCUGCAUUGCCCUCGAAUUCCAAGCUACGUGUUACAGCUUGUUGGGAACCUACUGUACUAGCUACAAUUAUCAUUCCUAGUGAGUAUGUGGGGGCUGUUAUUACCCUAUGUUCUGAGAGGAGAGGGCAGCAGUUGGAGUACACAUUCAUUGAUAGUCAGCGGGCAUUUAUGAAGUAUCGCUUGCCUUUGAGGGAAAUUGUUGUUGACUUUUACAAUGAACUGAAAAGUAUAACAUCAGGAUAUGCAUCGUUUGAUUAUGAGGACGCUGAUUAUCAACAAUCUGAUCUGGUGAAACUCGAUAUCCUCUUGAAUGGACAACCAGUUGAUGCAAUGGCAACCAUUGUUCACACCUUGAAGGCACAACGUGUUGGUCGUGAACUGGUUGAUAAACUGAAAAAAUUCAUAGACAGGCAAAUGUUUGAGAUAACAAUACAAGCUGCAAUUGGAUCAAAGAUCAUUGCAAGGGAGACGAUUACGGCUUUGAGAAAGAAUGUUCUCGCGAAGUGUUAUGGUGGGGACGUUACUCGGAAGAGGAAGUUGUUGGAAAAGCAAAAGGAAGGAAAGAAGCGAAUGAAGCGCAUUGGUUCUGUUGAUAUACCUCAAGAGGCAUUUCAUGAACUACUGAAGGUUUCAUGAAGAAAAUGUUCUGAAGAAUUGGCCAUAUUCAGGAUUGGUAAUGUCAGUAAUUCAAAUUUUCUCUUGAGAUUGUUGACUGAAAAAGGCUAAUAGAAUGCAGGACCCACAAUAUUGUAUUUAUGGUUGAUAAUAAUCAACUACACUUAGUUUUCAGUGAGCCCCUAAGGGCUUGUGAUUAGGUCUUGGAUGUGAGGAGCGUUCUUUCAAACUUUAUGGUGGGGACUGGGGAGGCUGUUGGAUAAGGCAAAGUGAGGGAAGAGGCAUAUGAAGCACACAAGCUCUGCGGGCGACCUUCUGACGAGCUACCAAGAUUUCAUGAGGAAAGAAGCAUGUAUGAUCAUCAAUGAUUUUUCCUAUAGCACAAUUUCUUUGUAGCAUCUAAAGUAUUUUUUAUAAGUGUAGCAUCUAAAGUUAGAGAUGCCGGAAAAAAAUUACCUUUUUUUUGGGAUUGGGUAUCAUAAGUUACUAUAAAAUUUCCCUUUUGUUGGGGUGGGGAGUUUUGAGUUU